AUGGGCUCAUUUGGGCCAGGUAUUGGGGAAGAAGAGGAUGAACUCAAUGUAGGAGAUAUUUCUGUGAAAAAGGCACUAAAAUAUGUAUUGAGUGACCUUUCAAACAAACUUUCAUCAAAUGCCCUCGUGUUCAAGAUCUGCCACAGUUCAGUGUACAUAUGGCCUAAUAGCAACAUGAACACAGUUCCAGCAGAGUUAACUGACAGUUCUGCUUGUAAGGAAAUAUUGCGCUUUAUUCAGUUUGACCAAGAAGAGGAUACAAAGUGGAAAUUCACCAAAAAGAAAGAUAAAAAGUUACAAGGACAGCUUCAGAUAAUAAAUAUAGAUCUCAUGCUAGAAAUGUCAACAUCUCUAGCCGCUGUAGCUCCCAUCAUUGAAAGAGAAAGUGGAGGUCACCACUAUGUUAACAUGACUUUGCCAGUAGAUGCUGUUAUAUCUGCUGAUCCAGAAGAAUCAUGGGAAGUAGUUCGAAUUCGGUUAGUAAAUUCAGUUCACAAUCAACUAACGGAUAUGGAGAAAUGCAUUUUGAAAUACAUGAAAGGAACAUCAAUAGUGGUGCCCGAACCACUUCACUUUUUGUUACCAGGAGAAAAAAGUCUCGUAACAAUUUCAUAUCCAUCAGGAGUUCCAGAUGGUCAGCUACAAUCUUAUAGAAAGGAAUUGCAUGACUUGUACCACCUACCUCAUGAUAAGCCUUACUUCAAAAGAGCUAAUGCCUAUCACUUUCCAGACGAACCAUAUAAAGAUGGGUAUAUCAGGAAUCCACAUGCACAUCUAAAUCCUCUGGGCUCAGAGUCUGGUAUGAUUUACAUAGUCCAUGGCAUAUACGGUUAUCAUCAUUACAUGCAGGAUCGGAUAGAUGAUAGUGGCUGGGGCUGUGCUUAUCGGUCUCUACAAACUAUCUGUUCUUGGUUCAGACACCAGGGAUACACCGACAGGUCCAUUCCAACACACCAGGAGAUUCAGCAGGCUCUUGUUGAUGUGGGAGACAAACCAGCAACAUUUGUAGGGUCACGCCAGUGGAUUGGUUCUAUUGAGGUACAGCUAGUUCUGAACCAUUUGAUGGGGAUAACUUCAAAAAUAUUAUUUGUCAGCCAAGGUUCUGAAUUAGCUUCUCAAGGAAGGGAACUUGCUAAUCACUUCCAGAACGAAGGAACACCAGUAAUGAUUGGUGGAGGAGUCUUGGCUCAUACAAUACUAGGAGUGGCAUGGAAUGAGAUAACAGGGCAGAUAAAAUACCUUAUUCUAGAUCCACAUUACCCAGGACCAGAAGACCUGCCAGUCAUUUUGGAAAAGGGUUGGUGUGGAUGGAAGGGUCCAGAAUUUUGGAAAAAGGAUGCCUACUAUAAUCUCUGCCUUCCUCAGCGACCCAAGACUAUUUGA
Messenger RNA from Gracilinanus agilis (Agile Gracile Mouse Opossum), 1383 nucleotides. RefSeq names its product UFM1 specific peptidase 2 (gene UFSP2). Lineage: Eukaryota; Metazoa; Chordata; Mammalia; Didelphimorphia; Didelphidae. The transcript is spliced from 11 exons. The coding region runs from base 1 to 1383 and encodes 460 amino acids. The record is from RefSeq and is a predicted model, not a curated record.